This is a messenger RNA of Seriola aureovittata, 2014 nucleotides long. RefSeq names its product putative E3 ubiquitin-protein ligase UBR7. Gene Ontology annotation, cellular component: cytoplasm. Gene Ontology annotation, molecular function: ubiquitin protein ligase activity; zinc ion binding. The transcript has 12 exons. NCBI's taxonomy places the organism in Eukaryota, Metazoa, Chordata, Actinopteri, Carangiformes, Carangidae. The record is from RefSeq and is a predicted model, not a curated record. The coding region runs from base 179 to 1381 and encodes 400 amino acids.
UUAAAAAAAAACACAACACGACAGACACUGCUGGAGGCUUAGAGGAGGACCGAUUUUCAGUCCUCCGGACCUCUAUCUACCUCCAGGACAGUCGUUUGUCAACACCGCCGUGCCGCUGAGACUCCGGUGUCUGUCUGUGUCUUUGUGUGUGUCCGUACCUUUACUCUCUUUCCCCAGAAUGGCAGCAAACAAAGAGGAGUCCGAUCCCGACGAUUUUCUCACCAACGAGGAAGAGCUGGAGAAGGCUUUGUGUGUGCUGGCUGGAAGCGACCCAGAAAACUGCUCCUAUUCCCGGGGCUAUGUGAAGAGACAGGCUGUGUUUGCCUGCAACACCUGCACUCCCAAUGCUGCAGAGCCUGCUGGGAUUUGUCUGGCCUGUGCCAAUAAAUGCCACGAUGGACACGAUAUCUUUGAGCUGUAUACCAAAAGAAAUUUUCGUUGUGAUUGUGGGAACAGUAAGUUUCAGGAUUUCCAGUGCCAGCUGAAUACUGCCAAAGAUGAGGAAAACGUUAGAAAUCUUUACAAUCACAACUUCAACGGCUGCUACUGCACAUGUGACCGGCCGUACCCAGACACAGAUGAUCAGGACAAUGACGAGAUGAUUCAGUGUGUCGUCUGUGAGGACUGGUUUCAUAGCAGGCACCUAGGCUGCACUAUAGUGGAACCCGAGGAGUUGCAAGAGAUGGUAUGUGAGGCCUGCAUGAACAAGGCUCCUUUCUUGUGGAUGUACGCCGCUCACUUUGCAGUGCCACCUGCGAUCAGUGUCCGUCAGGCCGAGGAAGAGGAGGAGGUCGAUGUCGAGGAGGGAGGAGAAAAGAACGAAUCUUCUGAGCCUAGUCAAAGUGGUGAACCAUCCACCGGUGUUGAGCACACAAAGCAGGAGGAAGUGGCAAACCGGAGUUCCCCUUGCAAACGGACUCACGAGCAAAUGACAGGCAGCCCUGGAAAGGCCAUGACCAAAACUGUGGCGUGCAAGCUGAAGGAGCUGCAGGCCCGGGGGCUGGAGAGGCCGAGACAGGGAGCAGUGUUCUGGCCUUACAGUUGGCGCUCCGAGCUCUGCACCUGCACAAGCUGCAAGAGAGCCUACGUAGCUGCUGAGGUGCAGUUUCUCAUGGAUCAGUCUGACACCGUUCUGGCCUAUGAGAACAAAGGCUUGGAUGAGCCGUUUGGGCAGCACCCCCUGAUGGCACUGACGAGCUCGAUGGACCGUGUACAGCAGCUGGAGGUCAUUUACGGUUUCAACGAGCUGACAACUUCGAUCACUGCAUUUUUAGACCAGUGUGUUGCUGAGGGAAAGACGGUCACAGUUGAAGCUGUACAUCAGUUCUUUGAGGAGCUGCGGGCAAGAAAACGACGCAGAACCAAUGCAGGAUACCAGUAAGAAGGAGGCCAUGCUGCUACUAUCCAUCAUAUAUGCCAGAUUCAUAUGGUGCUUUGAAUGAAUGAACAUGUCAUUUGGAAGAUGACCCUUUUUUCUUUGUUGAAUAAAGGGCUUUUUGCUGCAACCAAUGUGAUCCUUAAGCUUGAACAAUUAGUGCAGAGAGUACUGAUUUCUAGUGAUUGUUGUAAAAUGCUACUACAAGGGUGAGGAUUGUGAGUUUUGGCAUUCAUUUUCAUGUUCAGUUGUUUUUAUUGAUUAUUAGGAAUGCCUUAACUUUGAAGCUCAUGAUGAAAGUUUGUUACUUGAAACACUCAUUGAUGUUGAAUGCACACAGUGAUGCAUCUUUAUGAACAAAAGAUAUUUUGUUUCAGCCCUAUACUUAAAAAAAAAAAAAGAAGUCUAGCUGUGUGGUGGUGAUGAGAGUAUUUCACAUGAACAUGAUGCUGCCAUGUCAUUCCUGUGAACAUGUCCAGUCAUUUGGACUGGGCUACAUACCAGUGUGUUUACAUUGAGGUUUUUCCCUCUCAAGAUGUUUUUCUGGUGGUGACCAGAUAAGACCAAUGUGUUUGUAAAAGUGAAGUAAAAUCACUGUUGUAUGUGAAUUAAUGUUCAUAAUAAAGUUAUUACAUAUUU